Helianthus annuus (common sunflower) is the source of this 2077-nucleotide messenger RNA. RefSeq names its product ALBINO3-like protein 1, chloroplastic. Gene Ontology annotation, molecular function: membrane insertase activity. The coding region runs from base 203 to 1753 and encodes 516 amino acids. The transcript has 11 exons. Gene Ontology annotation, cellular component: chloroplast thylakoid membrane. Lineage: Eukaryota; Viridiplantae; Streptophyta; Magnoliopsida; Asterales; Asteraceae. Gene Ontology annotation, biological process: thylakoid membrane organization; protein localization to chloroplast; protein insertion into membrane. The record is from RefSeq and is a predicted model, not a curated record.
ACAACAUAAUUCCUUCAAUCCUACCCUACCCCCUUAACCAUCUUCCCAAAAUCCUUCCCCAUUUCCAUAAUCCCCAUAUAACAAACACACCCACCAACCCCUCAAAACACUAGGGUUUUCAUCAACAAUCCUCAACACCCUCUCAACUUAUCAGUCUUCCACCAACAAUCUUUAAACAAAAAAACCCUAAUUUACCAAGAAAAUGGCGAACUCAAUCUCAUUCGGGUCAAGCCCGGUACUUUCCCCCUUCCCGGACCCUACCAGAUCACGAAUUGCAAACCCUUUUCACCGCAGACCUCAAUUUGGGAGUUUUUCAAAGAACCCUAAACCCUUGUUAAUUGGUAGAACCCUAACGGUGGCCCGGUUCGGGCUGGGUCAUGUCCAGUUUCCUGACCCGGAAAACUUUAGGGAGUUGAUUGAUAGAGCUGAAGGGGUUCUUUAUACGAUUGCUGAUGCUGUUGUUGCUGCUAAUCCUGACUCUGGGGUUACUACUAAUGCUGGUGCCAAACAGAGUAGUGAUUGGCUGUCUGGGAUUAGUAAUUAUAUGGAAACUGUUCUUAAGUUUUUGAAAGACGGGCUCUCUACGCUCCAUGUUCCAUAUGCAUACGGCUUUGCCAUUAUACUUUUGACAGUUCUUGUUAAGGCUGCAACAUUUCCUUUGUCAAAGAAGCAGGUGGAAUCUGCAAUGGCCAUGCGAUCUUUGCAACCACAAAUAAAAGCUAUUCAGGAACGGUAUGCUGGUGAUCAGGAGCGGCUUCAGCUUGAAACUGCGAGAUUAUACAAACUGGCGGGAAUAAAUCCUUUGGCAGGAUGCCUACCAACCCUAGCCACAAUACCUGUAUGGAUUGGUCUUUAUAGAGCCCUUUCAAAUGUUGCGGAUGAGGGGCUUUUGGCCGAAGGGUUUUUCUGGAUACCAUCUCUUGCGGGUCCCACAACAAUUGCAGCACGCCAGAGUGGCAGUGGAAUAUCUUGGCUUUUUCCUUUUGUGGAUGGUCAUCCUCCACUUGGAUGGUCAGAUACGUUCGCGUAUCUUGUGUUGCCCGUGCUCCUUGUAUUAUCUCAGUACAUAUCUGUGCAGAUCAUGCAGUCAUCACAGCCACAGAGCAACGAUCCGAAUAUGAAGACUUCUCAAACGAUAACCAAAUUUCUGCCGUUGAUGAUUGGUUAUUUUGCACUUUCAGUGCCUUCUGGGCUAAGCCUUUACUGGCUUACAAACAAUAUAUUAAGUUCAGCACAACAAAUAUGGCUUCAAAAGAUGGGGGGUGCUAAUAAUCUAGCAAAAAAAAUUAACUUUGAAAUGCUCAAGGAAGAUCCGCCCAAAGUUCAGGAAUCUGUGUUUCAAACUACGUCGGUUAAAGAACCACCCAAAAUAGAAAAACCUGAUUCACAAGGGUAUCGUCCUGGUGAGAGAUUUAAACAACUAAAAGAACAAGAAGCUAGGAGGAAACAGCAAAAAGAGGCAGAAAAAGCUAAAGAGGCUUCAUUGACAAAUGAAGCUGUUAGGGGAGACGUAAAAGUUGACCACGAACUUAAAGCCGAUUCUAUGAAUUCCGUUAAUGGAGAUCCUUCAUCUUCGGAUUCCAGUCAAGUCGAUAAAACCAUGAUUUCUAAAAUUGAAAAUGGCGAAGAUUCGGUUUUGUAUAAUAGCAGAAGAGAUCAACAGCAGCAUCUUGAUGAAAAUCUUGAAAAGGAAAAAACCGCCACGUGUACCACAGAAAACAAAAGCGCAACCAAAGAUGAACAAGAAGAAUGAUCAUGAACAACCAAGCAAGAAAAAAACAUUGCGGGAGUACAAAAGAACUUGGUUUAGGUUCAUGAACACAUGGUCGGUCAUGCACACGCACCGUCAGGUUCGUUUCGAUUAUACAAAAGAUAAGGUGUAGAUACGUUUAGAGGGGGUCGGAUAAAAUGAUGUGGAAUAUUUGUUUCUAUAAUCAAGUUUCCAGGAUAUAUAGGCGGUGAAAACUUAGAAUUCGGGUUUAAAAUUUGUCCCGAUAUUUGUUUAGACUUUAUUUAUACCAUUUUUCGUGUUCCUCUUAUAUCCUUAACUACGUUAAUGACAAAAAGUUAUACUUCA